Messenger RNA from Microbotryum saponariae, 846 nucleotides. Lineage: Eukaryota; Fungi; Basidiomycota; Microbotryomycetes; Microbotryales; Microbotryaceae. The record is from the annotation of a GenBank genome assembly.
AUGGCACGCAACGAGCGUACUCGUGCGCUCCGUGAAGUCGACGAGCGGUUGCCGAUCGGCCUCCCGAAUCUCGGCCACUCGUGCUUGGCGACCGCUCUUUUCGAGUUGCUGCUCUGCGACAGUGACUUUGUCGCAGACAUCCGGGCGUACGAAGAGCUGAUUGCCGAGGUCGGUGCCGCGCCCGAGAACGGUAAGUUGCCUACCUCGUCACGUCGACCAUAUCGCACCGCGGGCGGGCCCCUGCUCCCGCGACGAGGGAGCCACCGACGGCACUGACGUACUGACGCCUGCCCUGCGGCGUCGCCGGCCGCUCGCUCCCCACUGCCACAGCACGCGUCACUGCGGCAGUACAUGGGUUGCGCGCAGCCAUGGAGGACCAUGUACAGGGCUUUGCCCUGUUCCAUCAGUUCCUGCUCAACUGUGAGUAGGCAUCCCGCACCUAGUGCACUCGGCUAGGCUGCCGGCGGGUCUGGCAGUCGCGAUCUUCCAUCGCCCGCCCCGAGCGAAGCAAGCGCGCUAACCCUUCUUUUUUUUGCUUCCUUUUUUUUGGUUUCGUUUGUAUGACCGACGACAGCUCCUCACCUCCACGCCGAUGCCCUUGACGUUUUGCGGAAGGGACUCGGACAGGUCCGAGUUCCUUCCGUGACCCAGCACGUGGGGCUGGAAGAGGUGCAGGCCUGCGUGCCGUGCAUCGCGGCGAGGUUCCCCCACGUCGCUGGCAGGAUCCGCCGCCGUCACGGAUUUGCGCCCGGGGAGCUGCACACCAUCCCUCGCUAUUUUCAUCCAUUGGUAGCGGAACAUCCUCGGGUCAUCAUCGACGCCCCACCGUGUGUGGAUUCGCGGUAA